Periophthalmus magnuspinnatus is the source of this 1751-nucleotide messenger RNA. RefSeq names its product saccharopine dehydrogenase-like oxidoreductase. The record is from RefSeq and is a predicted model, not a curated record. Gene Ontology annotation, biological process: glycolipid biosynthetic process. Gene Ontology annotation, cellular component: mitochondrion; lipid droplet; plasma membrane. Lineage: Eukaryota; Metazoa; Chordata; Actinopteri; Gobiiformes; Gobiidae. The coding region runs from base 104 to 1387 and encodes 427 amino acids. The transcript is spliced from 12 exons.
CGGAAGCGCUCCAGAUAGAGGAGGCUGCAGCGAAUACCGUCCUGUCAAACAUUCCUUCCGUCUGACAAGUGAGCUGACCUCUCUCAUCAAAACCCCUGUCACCAUGCCAUCGGUAGAUACAUCCCCAAACCGACCCUACCACCUGGUCAUUUUCGGCGCCUCUGGAUUCACGGGGCAGUUUGUGGUAGAAGAAGUGGCUCGAACUGCUUCUGAAGGUCCGAAUGGGAGUUUGAAGUGGGCCGUGGCUGGAAGAAGCAAGCAAAAACUGGAGAAAAUAUUAGAGCAAGCCGCUGGAGUGUUGAGUAAGCCUGAGCUCAGAGCAGAGGUGGACAUCAUUGUUGCUGAUGUUGGAGAGCCAGACUCCUUGGCAGCCAUGUGCAAACAAGCUGUGAUUGUACUGAACUGUGUUGGACCUUAUAGAUUUUACGGUGAGCCAGUGGUUAAGGCCUGUGUGGAGAAUGGAGCACACCAUAUUGACAUAUCUGGAGAGCCUCAGUUUUUGGAGUCAAUGCAACUCAAUUAUGACAGUCCAGCAGCAGAAAAAGAUGUUUACAUAAUAGGAAGCUGUGGAUUUGAUUCAGUACCAGCAGACAUGGGAGUCCUCUUUACCAGGGAUCAAUUUAAAGGGACAUUGACAGCAGUUGAAAGCUUUCUCACCUUCAAUUGGGGACCUGAAGGUGGUUGUAUCCAUGAUGGCACUUGGCAGUCAGCUAUAUUUGGAUUAGCAGACCGUAAAAGUCUUCCGAGCCUGCGUAAAAAAUUUAAUCACAAACCCCUUCCUGUUGUUGGGUCAAGACUCAAACGCAGAGGCGCAUUGUUCUACAGUAAUGAGAUUCAGCAAUACACUAUCCCAUUUAUGGGCUCUGAUCCUGCUGUUGUAAAGAGAACACAGCGCUUCCUUGUGGAACACGACGAGGUCCCACCAGUCCAGUAUGGUGCAUAUGCAGGUAUUGGGGGUUUGAGCAGUGUUAUCAAGAUGAUGUUUGCUGGCAUGAUGUUCUGGUUUUUGGUAAAGUUCGGUUUUGGACGCAGUCUCCUCAUCAAGUACCCAGAAUUCUUUAGUGGUGGGUUUUUCUCUAAGGCGGGACCAACUAGAAAGCAGAUGGAGAGGUCAUCAUUCCAGAUGGCUUUCUAUGGAGAAGGUUACACUGAUGGACAGGACCCUUCUCACGGAAAACCAAAUGGCAAGAUCCGUGCUGUUGUUCAAGGACCUGAAUGUGGAUAUGUGGCGACACCCAUUGCCAUGGUACAGGCUGCUCUCACCAUCCUCAAUGAAUCCCCUGCUUUGCCCAAGACGGGAGGAGUGUAUACACCAGGUGCCGCCUUUGCAAAAACCACAUUGAUCAACCGGCUAAACAAGCAUGGCUUUCAGUUUUCUGUUCUUUGAACUGGCUCCCAUUUACUCAGUCAACUUUGAGCACGAUGACUUAACAUUCAUUAUACAAUUAGCAUAGCUUCAGUAACACAGAACUUUGUCAAAUUAAACAUCUCAGACCUUUCAAUAAUAACCCUAGUUGUUGGCCAUAGUAGUUGAUUUACAUUUUCCAGUAAGAGUUUUGCAUAUGCAUGGCUUGUUAUGCCUGACCCACUGUUAAAGAAUUCUAAUGUCUAACUUUUGAGCAAAUACCAAACAUUCUACUGGUUUGCCUCAACACUGUAGAAAUCAGUACAGUUCAGCUGUAGUGUGUGCAAUAUUUUGUGUCAUUUCCUUUUUGUAUGAAUUAAAACUAAAUCAAUGAAGCUUUAGUACA